CGCCUGCGCAAAUGCGCGCGCGGAAGGCCAGGCCUGGCGGACACAGGAAUUUUCGGGUUUUGGCUCGCACUUACGUGGGGCGCGGGCUUAAAGGCAUUGCAGUUAGCUGUCAGCAUGUUGCGCGUGGUGAGCUGGAACAUCAAUGGGAUUCGCAGCCCCGUGCAAGGGGUGGGAAACGAGGAGCCCAGCAAUUGUACCGCCAUGGCCAUGGGGCGCAUUUUGGACAAGCUGGAUGCUGACAUCGUCUGUCUUCAGGAGACCAAAGUAACCAGGGAUGUGCUGACAGAGCCCCUGGCUAUCAUUGAGGGCUGUAACUCCUAUUUCAGCUUCAGCCGCAACCGUAGUGGCUAUUCUGGUGUAGCCACCUUCUGUAAGGACAGUGCUACCCCAGUGGCUGCUGAAGAAGGCCUGAGUGGCCUACUUGCCACUCAGAAUGGGGACGUGGGUUGCUACGGAAACAUGGAUGACUUCACUCAAGAGGAGCUUCGAGCUCUGGAUAGUGAGGGCCGGGCCCUCCUCACACAACACAAGAUCUGCACAUGGGAAGGGAAGGAGAAGACCUUGACCCUAAUCAACGUGUACUGCCCCCAUGCGGACCCUGGGAAGCCUGAGCGGCUCGCCUUUAAGAUGCGCUUCUAUCGCUUGCUGCAGAUCCGAGCAGAAGCCCUCCUGGCAGCUGGCAGCCAUGUUAUCAUUCUGGGGGACCUGAAUACAGCUCACCGCCCCAUUGACCACUGGGAUGCAGUCAACCUGGAAUGCUUUCAAGAGGACCCAGGUCGCAAGUGGAUGGACCACUUCCUCAGUAACCUGGGGUGCCAGGCUGGUUCCCAUACGGGACCCUUCAUUGAUAGCUACCGAUGCUUCCAUCCAAAGCAGAAGGGGGCCUUCACCUGCUGGUCCACAGUCAGUGGCGCCCGCCAUCUGAACUAUGGCUCUCGGCUUGACUAUGUGCUGGGAGACAGGACCCUGGUCAUGGACACCUUUCAGGCCUCCUUCUUGCUGCCUGAGGUGAUGGGCUCUGACCACUGCCCCGUGGGUGCAGUCUUAAGCGUGUCUUCUGUGCCGGCAAAACAGUGCCCACCUCUGUGCACCCGCUUCCUCCCUGAGUUUGCAGGCACCCAGCUCAAGAUCCUUAGAUUCCUAGUUCGUCUCGAACAAGAUCCUGUGUUCAGGCAGUCAGCGCUGCAGCUCAGCAAUCAAACACCGGUACAGAUGCGCCAAAACAAAGCCCGUGUGCGCUCGACCAGGUCUCGGCCAAGUCAAGCUGGUUCCAGUAGAGGCCAAAAAAACCUGAUGAGCUACUUCCAGCCAUCCUCCAGUCGUCCCCAAGCUUCUUCUAACUUGGAGCUUCCUAGCCUGGGCACCCUCAUGACCUCAAAGACCUCAGAAGAGGAUGUGAUGGCCAAUGUGGUGGAGGGGCGGGCCAAGGCUUCAGAGGCCAAGGAUGAAAAGGAGGGCAGCAGGACGAUGUCAUAACCAGGCAAUUUCAUCUGUGGAGCAGAUUAUCAUCAUUAAUAGUAUAUUAACAUAAAUGGAAUCAUACUCUAUAAUGAUUUGCAAUUUCCUUUUUUUCUAUUUGACCACAUGGCAAUAUGCCAUGUAGUUCUUUCCAUAUAAAUUCUUUCUUUUUUGUGGAGUCAUACUAUUCAAGAAUCUGAAUGUUAACAUUAUUUAAACACUCACUUAUUAAUGGAAAUUUAAGUUACUUCCAGGGAUUUCCCCCAUCCAUUAUGAAUAAUGUUGCAAUAAAUAUCUUUGGGCUUAUGUGAGGAUAUUUUUUAUAUGGUAGAAUCCUAAAAAAACUCCUGGGUCAAAGGAUAUGUAGACAUUAAAAUUUUUGAUACUGCUAAUUUGCCCUAUACAUUUGCUAUACAUCCCCAAUAAUGGUGCAUAAGAGUGUGUGUGUCUGGUCUCUCAUAAACUUGCCAACACCAUUUAAAAAAUUUAAUUAAUUACUUAACUGAAAUAUACUUAAUUUACAAUAUUAUAACUAAUUUUUAUUAUUUCCUUCCUUCUGCUAACUUUGGAUUUAGUUUGCUAUUUUAAUUUCCUAUUUCCUUAAGGUGUAGAGUUAGGUUAUUGGUUUGAUAUAUUGUUUCUUUUUAAAAAUAUGUUUUUAUAACUAUAAAUCUCUGAGCACUGCCUUGCUGCAUCCCAUAUGUUUUGAUAGGUUGUAUUUUCAUUUUAAUCCAUUUCUAAGUAUUUUCUAAUUUCCCUUGUGAUGUAUUCUUUGACCUACUGAUUGUUUAAUAGUGUGUUGUUCCAUUUCCACAUACUUGUGAAUUUUCCAGUUUCACUUGUUAUUGAUUUUCAGUUUCAUUCCUUUGUCACCACAAAAGAUAUUUCGUAAGAUUUUAUUCUUUUUAAAUUAACUGAGACUUGGGGCUCAAUUUAUGGUGUAUCCUGGAGAAUGCUCCAUGUGCACUUGAGAAAAAUAUGUAUUCUGCUAUUGCCAGAAGAGCAUUCUGUAUAUAUUAUUUGUUCUAGUUGGUUUAUAGUGUUUUGCAAGUUCUCUAUUAUUGAUCUUCUGUUUAUGGGUUGUUGUUCUACCCAUUACUGACAGUGGAGUAUUGAAGUAUAGAACUAUUAUUGUAGAACUAUUUCUCCCUUCUGUUUUGCCUGGUUUUGCUUCAUAUAUUUUGUGAUGGUCUUGUUAGUUGUGUGUAUGUUUAUAAUUAUAGCUCCUUGGUGAAUUGACCUUUUAAUCAAUAUGUAAUGUCCUUCUUUGUACCUUGAAACACAUUUUGAAUUAAAAUCUGUUUAGUAUGA
This is a messenger RNA of Aethalodelphis obliquidens (Pacific white-sided dolphin), 2769 nucleotides long. RefSeq names its product apurinic/apyrimidinic endodeoxyribonuclease 2 (gene APEX2). NCBI's taxonomy places the organism in Eukaryota, Metazoa, Chordata, Mammalia, Artiodactyla, Delphinidae. Gene Ontology annotation, biological process: base-excision repair. Gene Ontology annotation, cellular component: nucleus. The record is from RefSeq and is a predicted model, not a curated record. Gene Ontology annotation, molecular function: DNA-(apurinic or apyrimidinic site) endonuclease activity; double-stranded DNA 3'-5' DNA exonuclease activity; DNA binding. The transcript is spliced from 7 exons. Bases 115 to 1476 code for a protein of 453 amino acids.